AUGUGUGGACCUGGGGAGCUGUUCCCGCAUGCUGCUGUGUAUUACAAAUUCAGCUGCUUCAUGCAGAGGCUGGUUGGGGCCGGCACUGCUUCUGCCUAUACCCUGCAGGGAUUCAAACCGGUGAUUCCUAUGGAACCACCAGCUCUGAUUUCUGGAACACCAACUAAACUUGCCUCUGACUCUUCAGCUGUUGAAUAUUUGGGUAAAAACAAGGUUCGUGACCUGCAAAAGUUGUUUGAGAAACCUGAUGGUGUGCCAGUCCAUGUGAAGCAGGGAGUUCCUGACAAACUUCUUUAUCAGACCACUAUGGCAAUAAAAAUAGGAGGGACCAUUUAUUGCUUGAUUGCACUCUACAAGGCUGCUCACCCCGAAAGACAGAAGUGA
Eublepharis macularius is the source of this 384-nucleotide messenger RNA. RefSeq names its product cytochrome c oxidase subunit 7A-related protein, mitochondrial-like. The coding region runs from base 1 to 384 and encodes 127 amino acids. Gene Ontology annotation, biological process: regulation of oxidative phosphorylation; mitochondrial respirasome assembly; mitochondrial electron transport, cytochrome c to oxygen. NCBI's taxonomy places the organism in Eukaryota, Metazoa, Chordata, Lepidosauria, Squamata, Eublepharidae. The record is from RefSeq and is a predicted model, not a curated record. The transcript is spliced from 2 exons.